Molecule: messenger RNA, 2858 nt
Organism: Theobroma cacao (cacao)
Lineage: Eukaryota; Viridiplantae; Streptophyta; Magnoliopsida; Malvales; Malvaceae
Source: RefSeq, a predicted model, not a curated record
AACCUGGCUACUCCAGCUUUCAAGAUUUCUCUGCCCUUUCGCUCUCUCUCUCUCUUUCCUCUUCCUCCUUAAGUUCCUACGGCAUAGAUCAACUUUGGGUCUUAGAGCUAGGAAGCUAGGAUUAGAUUUGCACAUCCUUCAACAUCAGAAUCUAAGGACUAAGGUCUAAUUUUUCUUCCACUCUGUCUUUUUUAAUCUUUCUUAGCACCUUUUUUUUUUUAUUCCUUUUCCCUUUCUUGAGCCCAGAAUCGAAACCAUGAAAAACAAGCCAAAGGUGGAAGAAAACUUUCUAUGGGAUCAAAACAUGAAAAACCAUUUUACGAUUCCAUGGGCCUUCCCAAAGUUAGUAGUUUCUUCCAUCCUUCUAAUCUCUAUUCUCUGCAUCUUCUACACACUGAGCUUCUCGAAUGUUUCAAACUCAUCUAAUCAGGAACUCAAAAUCAUCAAAACCAUUCAUGGUAUUGACCAAGAUGUAAUCCCACCUGUUUCAUCUCCAAAACCAAAACCCCAGGAAAAAACUGGCCUUCAACACAUAGUUUUCGGCAUUGCAGCCUCAGCUCGCUUAUGGGAUCACCGGAAAAAUUACAUCAAACUCUGGUGGAAACCCCAAGAAAUGCGCGGCAUCGUCUGGUUAGACAAGGCCGUCGAAAAUGGAGAUGACGACCAUCUUUUGCCACCAAUAAAGAUCUCAAGGGAUACUCCCGAGUUCAAGUACAGGAACCCAAAAGGCCACCGUUCUGCCAUAAGGAUAUCCCGUAUAGUUUCUGAGACUCUACGGCUUGGCUUGGAAGGUGUGAGAUGGUUCGUUAUGGGAGAUGAUGAUACAUUUUUUGUGCCUGAUAAUUUGGUCAGAGUCUUAUCUAAAUAUGAUCAUAACCAGUUUUAUUACAUUGGGAGUUCUUCAGAGAGUCAUUUGCAGAACAUAAAUUUUUCUUACGGGAUGGCUUAUGGCGGUGGAGGUUUCGCCAUCAGUUACCCCUUGGCUAAAGCUCUUGAAAAAAUGCAAGACAGGUGUAUACAGAGAUAUCCACGAUUAUACGGUUCUGAUGAUCGGAUUCACGCUUGCAUGGCUGAGCUCGGAGUUGCUCUCACCAAGGAACGCGGAUUUCACCAGUAUGAUGUGUAUGGAAGCCUCUUGGGCCUCCUGGGAGCGCACCCUGUUGCUCCGCUGGUCUCUAUUCACCACCUAGACGUGGUUCAGCCCAUAUUCCCCAAUGUGAACAGGGUCCAAGCCCUACAACGUCUCAAGGUUCCAAUAAAUCUGGACUCGGCUGCAGUCAUGCAGCAAUCCGUUUGCUAUGACAAAACCAGAAGCUGGACCAUCUCGGUCUCCUGGGGCUAUGCAGUUCAAAUAUACAGGGGCAUAUUUUCAGUUAGAGAAAUGGAAAUGCCAGCUAGAACUUUUCUGAAUUGGUACAGGAGAGCGGAUUACACUGGCUUCUCUUUCAAUACCCGUCCUUUUAGCAGGAAUGUUUGCCAAAAGCCAUUUGUGUAUUACUUGUCUAAUGCAUUACACAACAAGAAUACAAACCAGACAGCUAGUGAGUAUGUUCAGCACCAAGUUUCAAGCUCCGAAUGCAAGUGGAGGAUGGCAGAUCCUUCACGGAUCGAGAGGGUGGAGGUUUACAAAAAACCUGAUCCAAAUUUAUGGGACAAGCUUGAAAUCACUUUUGUUCCUGCUAAAAGAUCGAAAUUUGCUUUUGUUAAUGCGAUUGAAGUUAUAUCUGCGCCUCAAGAUUUGAUACUGGAAACUGCUCAAUCUGUCAACGGUGACAAAGUUAAGCCUUUUGAGGGGUUAAAUCAACAAGCAUUUGAAGUUGUGCAUAGGGUAACUGUAGGAGGUGCUAAAGUUACUCCUUUUAAUGAUACUUUGUGGAGAACUUGGGUGCCUGAUGAUGAGUAUAUGAAAUCGACCGAAGGAUCGACUAGGGUGUACUUUGCUGGUAGAAUUAAGUACCAAGCUGGUGGGGCGAGUCGUGAAGUUGGUCCUGAUAAUGUGUAUAAUUCUGCUCGGUUGAUUCAAAGCAAGAAUGCUUCUAUUCCUAAUAUGAACCUCACAUGGGAGUUUCCGGUGAUUGAGGGUUAUAAGUAUCUUGUUCGGAUGCAUUUCUGUGAUAUUGCUAGUAUAUCCCUUGGAUUGCUGUUUUUCAAUGUUCAUGUUAAUGGGCAUUUAGCCUAUAAGGAUUUUGAUCCCUCGGCUGUUACAAAUUACUUGUUGGCUUCUCCCAUUUAUGCGGAUUUUGUGGUUGAUGCUGAUCAUUCAGGGGUUGUGAGUGUAAGUGUUGGACCUUCAAGCAAUAGCAUGGCAUACGCAGUUGAUGCUAUUUUAAAUGGGGUGGAGAUCAUGAAGAUGAAUAAUUCAGUAGGUAGUCUUGAUGGCGAGCUGCCUGCAGAGUCUGUUUUGAAGUGUUGGCCAAGAAGAAGUGCUGGUAUUCUGCUUUCUUUGAUUGCUCUUGUGUGUUUACUACUGAGCUUAUCAGCGAUUAUCCAUAGGAGGAACACAAACAAGGUCGACUCUGUGCCAUGGUCAAAAUUGCCUGUGGAUGUCCCAGAAAUUUCUCCGAAGCAAGGCAAACAACAAUUAUCAAGUAUAAAGAUUGUUAAGGAUCCACUGGCUUUGUAAUAUACAAGUAACUUGUUGGGGAUACCACAUACUAUUGGAAUGGAGGCUAGUAGUUUACGCAUACUAAAGGUUUCAUUGAGUUUGAAUUUGAAGUUUGUGGAGGGCUUUGUGUCCGGGUGUUGUUGUCUGGUUAAUCUGUAUGAAAGCUGUAUAAACAGAAUAUAGUGUUGUUUGCAAUGCAUAUUUUGCAUUUUAUUAUCAAUAUAUUACCAUGAUCAUGUUUGUGAUGCUGAAA